GUGCUUAGGUGACUCUGGCGUCAGCAUAAGGGAGCAGUCUGCCGGUGCAGGGGAGGCACGCCUCCCCGUGGAUUCGCGUGUAGCCCGAGGCGGAGGCGGAGGCAGGCUGCACGGCGCUGCGGUUAAUUACAGCAGCUCUCAGCGAGCACACCCGCGGUACACGAUCGCGGGACAGCGAUGCAUCUGAGUACCGGGGAACAACCGGGGCACCAGAGAGGCAAAGCGGCCGGGUCCGAAGAAGAGAGAAGCGUGCCUGCGAAAGACACGCACAGACAGGGGAGGAGGAAGAGGGGGGGGGGGGAGGAGGAGGAGAAGGGCAAUUUGAACCUGACAAAGCAGAGUGAAGAUGUGUGAUUCAAUAAGGACACUCGGGACAGGCUCUUUAUAAAUCAAUUUUUGUAUUAUUAUUAUUUUUUUUUGUAUAAGCGAUUGCAACUGUCUAGCAGCCCGCUCUCACACGCACUGUUUAUUUAUUUUCUUAGAAAACUGUUGCAAAACCGUCUAUAGCGUUAGAGAUAUUAUAAACUACUUAAAAUAUAUAAACAACACCUAUCGGGUUUCCGUGCACCGCUGGGCAAGGCAACGAGAAUGCGCGUCUUCCGCCGGCCGCUCCGUAGAGAGAAGCCGAGAACGGGCGAUUUGUUCUCUGGGGAGGAUUCUGCGGUUCUGCCCGCUCCGGAACCCUGGGGUUCGGUAACACAACGCCGGAUUGCAUGCAUUGUUAACCAGCUGGAAGCAGUGUGAUGCAGGGAGUGACGGUAACCGGGGAGGCUCCGAUGCUCAGCCAGCCAGGACGAGAAGAGCAGAGACGGGUCGAGCAGUCCCUGAGCGGCUCCCUGUGCCGCGAGUCCCACUGGAAGUGCCUGAUCCUGUCCCUGCUCAUGUACGGCUGCUUUGCGGCUCUGGGCUGGUGCGGGCUGUCCCGGGUCCCGGCCUCGGCUUACCCUGACGGGGUCCCUUCGCUCUCCCUCGACAGCCCCUGCUCCAGCGGCUACAUCUACAUCCCCCUGGCCUUCCUCGGCAUGCUCUACGUGGUCUACCUGGUGGAGUGCUGGAACUGCUACUCCAAGAGCUCCGGGCUGCAGCGGGCGGAGAUCAGCGGGGUGUACGACAGGGUCCAGCGCAUGCAGCAGUCCACGCCCUGCAUCUGGUGGAAGGCAAUCAGCUACCACUACAUCAGGAGGACCCGGCAGGUGACACGCUACCGCAACGGGGACGCCUACACCACCACGCAGGUCUACCACGAGCGCGUCAACACCCACGCCUCCAGCGCUGAGUUCGACUACUCCCAGCACGGGGUGAAGGACGUCUCCAAAGAGCUGCUGGGCCUGUCCGACUACCCUGCCACCCGCCUCCGAUUCACCAAGUGCUUCAGCUUCGCCGACUCGGAGGCAGAGACGGCGUACCUGACCCAGCGGGCGCGCUUCUUCAGCGACAACGAAGGGCUGGACGACUACAUGGAGGCGCGGGAGGGGAUGCAUUUGAAGAACGUGGAUUUCAAAGAGCACAUGAUCGCUUUUCCGGACCCUCUCCGGCCGCCCUGGUACGCCCGGCGGGGGGUCUUCUGGGCGGCCUCCCUCCUCGCCCUGUCCUGGCCGCUCAGGGUCGUCGCCGACUACCGCACCGCCUUCGUGCACUACCACGUGGAGAAGCUGUUUGGGCUGGACCGCGGGGUCCUGACCCCGGAGGAGGCGGGCUAUCCCGGGGGCAGGAUUCCCCGAGUCAACACGGUCGACCUGACCGAGGUGGAGUGGCACAUUCGCUCCAACCAGCAGGUGGUGCCCAGUUAUUCGGAGGCUCUCCUGAUGGACGGGACGGUGGCCAGCGCAGGGUACCCGGCCUACAUGCAGAGCUGCCAGCGGUGCAGGCGGUCCGUCAGCAGCUCCUCGCUCCCGCCCCGGGCCCCGUCCCGCCUCCCGUUCAGCAGGAGCCGCUUCUCCCUGGGCAGGCUCCAGCCCUCCCGCCGGGCCUGCGUGUUCCGCAGCUUCAGCGGCCAGCUGGACGAGAGCAGCCCGUCGGACGGGACCCCCGAGGACCAGCUGCCCCUGCCCCCCCCCUACCAGGAUGCCCUGUACUUCCCAGUGCUGAUCGUGCACGGCGAUGAGAGCUGUCACCGAGACCCGACCCCCCCUCCGCAAUGGGACCCCUCCCUGCUGUGACCCUCAGAGUGGAUUUACUGUGGAGUGUGAUUGCUCAAACUCCUGGCUCCUGAUCACUUCAAUAUUAAUAACAAUAGACUUCAUUGAGGGGAGCUCUGAACCCCA
Molecule: messenger RNA, 2264 nt
Organism: Polyodon spathula (Mississippi paddlefish)
Lineage: Eukaryota; Metazoa; Chordata; Actinopteri; Acipenseriformes; Polyodontidae
Product: transmembrane protein 151B-like
Exons: 3
Coding region: 744-2159 (471 amino acids)
Source: RefSeq, a predicted model, not a curated record